Molecule: messenger RNA, 3558 nt
Organism: Pocillopora verrucosa
Lineage: Eukaryota; Metazoa; Cnidaria; Anthozoa; Scleractinia; Pocilloporidae
Product: TOM1-like protein 2
Biological process (GO): signal transduction
Cellular component (GO): membrane; endosome
Molecular function (GO): clathrin binding; phosphatidylinositol binding; ubiquitin binding
Source: RefSeq, a predicted model, not a curated record
AUUCCAAGAUGGCUUCCCUGUUUGGACCGAACCCUUUCUCAACACCAGUAGGACAAAGAAUAGAAAAAGCUACCGAUGGGAACUUGCCAUCCGAAGACUGGGCUGCGAAUAUUGAAAUUUGUGACAUAAUCAAUGAGACCGAGGACGGCCCUAAAGAUGCUGCUAAAGCCAUCCGGAAGAGACUGGCUGGAAAUAAAAACUUUAAAAGUGUUCUCCUGACUUUGACGGUACUUGAGACUUGUGUUAAAAAUUGUGGUCAUAGAUUCCAUCUGCUUAUUGCAAAAAAGGAUUUCCUUGAUGAACUUGUAAAAAUUUUAAGUCCUAAGACUAAUCCACCUCAGAUUGUCCAGGAUAAGAUACUCUCUCUUAUCCAAGACUGGGCGGAUGCCUUCCGAGAAUCUCCUGAACUGACUAAUGUGAUGGAGACUUAUGAAUCUCUCAGAGCUCAAGGUUUGGAGUUUCCAGCCAAAAAUCUAGACACCUUGUCUCCUAUCUACACACCACAAAGGACUCAACCAGAACGACCAGCCCCAGCGCCAUCAAGGCUGCCUCCCAGUCAGCCUCCUGUGCCACAGCCAGUCCAAUCUAUGCGUCCAAUGCAAGCACCCAGCGGUCCUGUGGUUCCCACACCUGAGCAGCUUGGAAAAAUACGCUCAGAAAUUGACAUUGUGAAUGGAAAUAUAAAUGUUAUGUCAGAAAUGUUAACAGAAAUGACACCUGGACAGGAAGAAGCAGGAGAUUUGCAGCUCUUACAAGAAUUGAACAGAACUUGUCGUGCCAUGCAGCAGCGAGUUCUGGAGCUGAUUGAGAGAGUAGCAAAUGAAGAAGUAGUUGGUAUGCUUUUGAGUGUUAAUGAUGAUCUCAACAAUGUGUUUAUUCGAUACGACCGGUAUGAGAGGUUUCGACAAGCAGUACAUCAGCAGAGUCAGCCGUCAGAAGCUCCCCCUACACCCCCAAGACCUGCUCCUGUGGAACCUUUACCAGUUCAGACUGGUAGAACAACAACAGCCUGGCCAGAAAAUUCACACAGAUUGCCAGGUACAAUUGAACCAUCUCAACCGCAACCUCCAGUAGCGGUGCCAGCUUCAGCAGCGCUGGCACCAGCUUCAGCAGCGCUGGCACCAGCUUCAGCAGCGCCGGCACCAGCUGGGGGUGACUCGCUGAUUAGUUUUGAUGAUGACGUAUCCACUCCUUCCCAGGCUGCCUCGGUCAAUGGCAUGACCUCUCAGGUGCAAGCCAUGAAUAUAGGAACCACUUCUGCUGACCAGGAGGAUGAAGAAUUUGACAUGUUUGCUCAAUCAAGGAAAACUACUUUUGACGAGAGCAGGAAAGGCGGAUCCUCGUACACGGACAACCUGCAGCCCUUCGAUCGCUCGAUUGGUAAUUCCAUGUCUCUUCAAAAGACAGACUCUGCAGACACACAAGCAGCCAAGACCGAGGAACGAAGUGCAAUGGAUGACAUUGAGUCGUGGCUCGAUAUAACGGAGAAAGAUGUGGCUGAAGCCGCUGCUGGCCAACCAGCUGGUGACACCUUGAGUAGUUCAGAGUUCGACCAGUUUCUUGCGGACCGAGCCGCUGCAGGCGGUAUGCGGAGUGGUAGCGUAAAGGGAGGCAGUAACCGUCCCAGACAGAGACAAAUGCAAAUGGAAAACCAGGCGGAUGAUGAAAUGUUCGGCUUAUGAUUCAACUGUGAAAAUACUUUCUUUUUUCAGACUAUAACCUUGGUUUUGAAACGUUCUUCUGCUGUAAAAGAGCUCUACAAACGGAUUAUGGACGUCUGUUUUGUGACGAGGAUUUUAGUUAUUGACAUUUUUGUCAAAGAAUUACUGUAAUGGCACGCAACGUUUCAGUCGAUGAAAGAUUGCGUUAGAACACCACAAACGACUUCGAAAUACGACUUAAAAGAGACAAAGUCGUAAUGAAAUGGACGUCAGUAGGAAGCACGAGGAAAGAAGGACAUAAGAAAUGAGAAUUUUGGUAAAUUGGUGAAUAUGACUUAAGAUAUUCUCUAGUUUCAGGUGGGCAGAUUUGGCCACGUGACGCAUUUAGACCAAUUUCCCGCUAGAAAAUAUAUUUGAUAUGUUUUUUUUUUAAGCAUAUUGAUACUGUAAGAAGAAAGAAGAUGAUAGGCAGUUUUGGGAAUUCAAGAGAUGCACUGAUCGUCAAAUUCAUGAAAUAUCAGAUUUAAAGUGAAAACGUGGCCUUGCCUUUUGUUGAAAAAAAAUUAAGAUAAUUGAUGCAACCAUAAUUAGAAUAGUUUUCAAGUCAUAUUCAUUAUAACAUAUUGACAGCAGAAAUCGUGAGGUGUGAUCCUUUUCCUUCACAAUUAUUGAUCGGUCUCGUCUCGCAAUCCCGUCACCCAACGCGACUCGCGUGGAUAUAGCGUGUCAUAUUGCGUGACUAAACGACGCUUGUGAAAGAAACCUCUGCGAUCGUUUGUUAUAAUGUAGUAUUGAUCGUUCAGUGUUCUGUUUAAGUCUCUUUGAAAAAUUUGAGCAAUGUAUGAUAUGAUUAUAGACAAACACCAGGAUUCUUUACGAUCGAACUUUAAUUUUUAUCUUAGAACGUGAUAUCAAAUAAGAAAGAAUUGGUGAAACGCUUGAGGAAUUGUAGUAAAAAUGUGCACGUUUCAGACAUGAUCCUGUGAAACAAAAAUGGGUGCGUAUGAUUAAUUUGUGUUGGUUGGAAUGUAGAGAUUAUCAUAGUUCACGAGAAAACUACUGAGAAAACGGAACUGAAGAACAUGUCACUCUUGGGACGCAGCUCAUCGCUGGAAAGCCUAUGAUAAGUCAUGCACUGCACACUUUCUGGUGCCCAAGCUUCGGAGCUAGAUAAGCUUGCAGAGUCGUCGGUUUUUUUCUUUUUCUUUCUCUUUUUUUCCUUUUUUUUUGCGCUUGUAAGGCGAGCAGAAUAAAGCGCGAGGCGCGCGCAAAGCGGGCGUUAAGGGCGAGUCACAUUCGAAAGGAGGAGCGUGACCAUUUAUAAAAAUAAAUAUGCAAAUUUCGUCAGUUGUGCAGAUAAGGACAACAUAUGUCAAAUGACGUGGAGAAUUAUAUUUUAAUAUCUUAAAUUAGUAGAUCCUCAUAAUUGUAACUCUUACGUGGAAAGCUGCUGGAGCUUUGAAGGUGUGUUCACGAAAGGAUGUGUUCAGAAGCUAGAUUUUGUAUUACUUUGAGUCUUAUUACCUUCAUAACAGUUCAGUCCCCAAUCUUCACCUUCCGCGCACGAUGUUGGGGUUCCAGGUCUCGAGGUUCAUUUAUUCCUGACGUUUCUUUGUUUUCUGUUUUUUUUUUUUUUUUUCGAAGAGGCGCUGUCUUUUUGAAAUUAUAUUCACUUCAGUUUGUUUUUUGAUUAUUCUUUUCUUCUUUUCUUCUAUUCGUCAUACAAGAUAAUUACUUUUACUUCAAAGUUAGUUCGCGAACACAACUGUUUAUCUUCUUCAUUGCGAAACUUCUUAAAAAUUCGGAGCAACAAGACUUCAAAAAGGUCUUUGGUUACCUUUUUUUUUAUUAUAUUUUGUUUGUUUUUUAGUGAAAAUAAAAUAACUUUUGACUCCAA